This is a messenger RNA of Octopus sinensis (East Asian common octopus), 1401 nucleotides long. RefSeq names its product GATOR complex protein NPRL2. Gene Ontology annotation, molecular function: GTPase activator activity. Lineage: Eukaryota; Metazoa; Mollusca; Cephalopoda; Octopoda; Octopodidae. Gene Ontology annotation, biological process: negative regulation of TORC1 signaling; cellular response to amino acid starvation; positive regulation of autophagy. The transcript has 11 exons. The record is from RefSeq and is a predicted model, not a curated record. Bases 130 to 1278 code for a protein of 382 amino acids. Gene Ontology annotation, cellular component: GATOR1 complex; vacuolar membrane.
AACCAUGGGGAGCACUUGUCCGGACCACUUUCAUUUUCACCGCUUCAUCCUCAAGUGUCAUCUCUCUUCUCGAUGUCUAUUCAUGUGUUCUGUUGUUUCUCUUUUUCCCCCACCACUGAUUAAGGAAACAUGUCCACUGCCAACCAGAUUAAAGGGAUUUUCUUCUGUGAAUUCCAUCCGACCCAAGGACCAAUCAUAGCUUAUCAGAUACCAGAAGAUCUGAUUAAAAAAGAAACUUUUGAUGCUCUUCAUAUUUACAUCAUUCCUAAAAAAGAGUUAUUUGAGCGUGAUAUUACAGUAAAUGCACUUGGCCAUAAAAUCCUUGGUUACCCUGUUCACAUUGAUAGUCCUAAAUAUGCCCGCAAUGCCCUUAUAUUCAACCUGUGCUUUGUUUUUGACCAACAAACAUGUACAACAGACUAUGAACCUGUGGUUAAGAAACUUUCUGCUUACUUGACUCAGUUAGAGCUUGAGAGCGGUUAUUUAUCAAAUGAAGAAUCCAGAAAAGAAAUACCAAAAUUAAUGCAAGAUGUCCUCCAAGCUUUAAAUACACACGGAAUGUGCCAUGUGCCAAUGAGCAAAUCAACCACAAUACAUUUGAAAGUCACAUCCCGGAUUACAAUGCCUCCCGCAGUUGCUGAUCAUGAUGUGCCUAUUUUGGUCAAAGACUCUGGUUCAAUUUCUGAAUGGGAUCUUACUACAAAACAGAUUCUUCCGUAUCUUGAUGGUUUCAACCAUGUGGCAUUCAUUGCUACUGAAGCAGAUGUUGAAAUUAACUUAGUAAAAGCUUGUCUCCAGAAUUUACAACAUUAUGGAGUCAUAAAAUUAAUUUCCAUAUUCCAGUAUUCAAAUGUUCAUGCCACAACCCCUGAAAUAUAUCGACUUUCUGAAGAUAAAGACUUACAAGAUGAGUGUGUUAGAUAUGUAAGAACUCAAGGGCAUUCUUUACCAGAAUUCAAAGACAUUUUCCAUUUACUUUGUGAAAUGAAUCCCGGCACAACUGUACGUGAUAUCUGCUGCCAAUUUAAUCCCAGGGCUUUGAGGAUUGAUGAACGGAAAUUGAUUCAGUUUGGGUUAAUCAAAGGUUUAAUCCGUCGAAUCCAUCGAUAUCCAGUAAAGAUCCACAACAUCAACAUCCAGCCCCGAAUGCAGACAUUGUACCACUAUUUUAACGGACUUCACAGCUAUGAUGAAAUAUGUGGCCGAAUGGGUAUGAGUUACAAUGAACUUGAUGAACUUGUUGAAAGUGAUUCCAGUGUUGUAGUAUAUUUCAAAUGAACCCAUUCGAAUGACCUGCCAGACGUUCGGAGCUCUACACUGAUACUGCUUAUUCUCUCAGUCUAUAUUUCUUUCGCUCUUUUUUACUAAAAUGUUUAUGUUACUAAGUGUUAUACUUUACCU